AGGCGCUCAGAUCGUUGGGAUGCGUGUAGAAGCGCACCGAAUGGGUCUCAGCGACUAUAAGUUAAGCCCUUUCUCCCUUCAUAUCACAUACGAUCUUCCAUUUCGCUCGUUUGUUCGGUGAUUUCGCAGAGGCUCUUUUUUAGAGGUAAUUUCUUGUAUUUUUUGUCAUCAUCAACAUGCAGAUAUUCGUCAAAACCCUCACCGGUAAGACCAUCACUCUCGAAGUCGAGAGCUCAGACACCAUAGACAAUGUCAAAGCUAAGAUUCAGGACAAGGAAGGCAUACCCCCUGAUCAGCAGAGGCUUAUCUUUGCUGGCAAGCAGCUAGAAGAUGGCCGCACUCUUGCUGACUACAACAUCCAGAAGGAAUCUACCCUCCAUCUGGUUCUCCGAUUGAGGGGAGGAAUGCAAAUCUUCGUCAAAACCCUCACUGGAAAAACCAUUACCCUAGAGGUGGAAAGCUCCGACACUAUUGACAAUGUCAAGGCCAAGAUUCAGGACAAGGAGGGUAUUCCCCCAGACCAGCAGAGGCUCAUCUUUGCCGGAAAGCAACUCGAGGAUGGCCGUACUUUGGCUGAUUACAACAUCCAGAAGGAGUCAACUCUUCACCUUGUGCUCCGGCUGAGGGGAGGCAUGCAAAUCUUUGUUAAGACUCUCACUGGCAAGACAAUUACUUUGGAAGUAGAGAGCUCGGAUACCAUUGACAAUGUUAAGGCCAAGAUUCAGGACAAGGAGGGUAUUCCCCCAGACCAGCAGAGGCUGAUUUUUGCUGGAAAGCAGCUUGAGGAUGGACGUACUCUGGCAGAUUACAAUAUCCAGAAGGAAUCCACCCUGCACCUUGUGCUCCGUUUGAGAGGAGGUAUGCAGAUUUUUGUCAAAACCCUCACUGGUAAGACUAUUACUUUGGAAGUAGAGAGCUCGGAUACCAUCGAUAAUGUUAAGGCCAAGAUCCAGGACAAGGAGGGGAUUCCACCAGAUCAGCAGAGGCUGAUUUUUGCUGGAAAGCAGCUCGAGGAUGGACGUACUUUGGCAGAUUACAACAUCCAGAAGGAAUCAACCCUGCAUCUUGUGCUCCGUCUGAGGGGAGGUAUGCAGAUCUUUGUCAAAACCCUCACUGGUAAGACUAUUACCCUGGAGGUUGAGAGUUCGGACACCAUUGACAAUGUGAAGGCUAAAAUCCAGGAUAAGGAGGGCAUUCCCCCAGACCAGCAGAGGUUGAUUUUUGCUGGCAAGCAGUUGGAGGAUGGGCGAACUCUGGCGGAUUACAAUAUUCAGAAGGAGUCGACUCUCCACCUUGUGCUCCGUCUGAGGGGAGGUAUGCAGAUCUUUGUUAAAACCCUCACCGGCAAAACUAUUACUCUGGAGGUUGAGAGUUCUGAUACCAUUGAUAACGUCAAGGCCAAGAUCCAGGAUAAGGAGGGCAUUCCACCAGACCAGCAGAGGUUGAUUUUUGCCGGCAAGCAGUUGGAGGAUGGACGAACUCUGGCGGAUUACAAUAUCCAGAAGGAGUCGACUCUCCACCUUGUGCUCCGCCUGAGGGGAGGUAUGCAGAUCUUUGUUAAAACCCUCACCGGCAAAACUAUUACUCUGGAAGUUGAGAGUUCUGAUACCAUUGAUAACGUCAAGGCCAAGAUCCAGGACAAGGAGGGCAUUCCACCAGACCAGCAGAGGUUGAUUUUCGCUGGUAAACAAUUGGAGGAUGGCCGUACAUUGGCUGACUACAAUAUCCAGAAGGAGUCGACCCUACACCUUGUGCUGCGUCUCAGGGGUGGUAUGCAGAUAUUUGUGAAGACAUUGACUGGGAAAACUAUUACUCUGGAGGUGGAGAGCUCUGAUACCAUAGAUAAUGUGAAGGCCAAGAUCCAGGAUAAGGAGGGUAUCCCUCCUGACCAGCAGAGGCUGAUUUUUGCUGGGAAGCAGCUUGAGGAUGGGCGAACUCUGGCCGAUUACAACAUUCAGAAGGAGUCGACUCUCCACCUGGUGCUGCGUCUUCGUGGGGGAUUCUAAUCUGUGUCGGUGGCUUUGGUUGUUUAGUUCACUUUCGUUUAAAAGACUAGUACUACAUAUUUCUGUUAUGUUUAGAUAUUAUCGUAUUUUAGUUAUUUUAAUUUCUAGCUAAGCUUGUGGAUUGCCACAAUGGGCAUUCUAUCUGGCCUGGCAAACGUUAAAUUUGGGAUAGUAUCAUAUGAAACUCUAGUAGUGGUAUAAUGUGAAUAAAUAUGAUGCUUAUGAAUAUAUAUAUAGUAUGCUUAUGAAUA
Cryptomeria japonica (Japanese cedar) is the source of this 2257-nucleotide messenger RNA. RefSeq names its product polyubiquitin. Gene Ontology annotation, molecular function: protein tag activity; ubiquitin protein ligase binding. Gene Ontology annotation, biological process: modification-dependent protein catabolic process; protein ubiquitination. Gene Ontology annotation, cellular component: nucleus; cytoplasm. The transcript is spliced from 2 exons. The coding region runs from base 177 to 2006 and encodes 609 amino acids. The record is from RefSeq and is a predicted model, not a curated record. Lineage: Eukaryota; Viridiplantae; Streptophyta; Pinopsida; Cupressales; Cupressaceae.